AUGUCAUCCGCAGUGCACUGCUACUCGUAUCCAGCUCCGGCUCUCAAUCGCAACCCCGUCAUUGAAGCCUGGGUCCAGGAAGUGGUUGACGCCGAUUUUUCACCAUCUCGUCCGUACCAGCCUCAACCCUUCCUUGACGCCAUCACCCGGCCAUUUUUGCGCAAGCGGAGACGAAGUAUCGAGAACAAGGACGGAGACAACGUCUCAAACCCAAGGAACUUGUCGAUCAUAAAGAAGCGCCGGCUUUGUGACCGAACUCCCCUCGCACCCAUGGACGCCAAUACCGACGCGGGAGGAGCACCGCCUCAGACUCCUCGCGCCGUCGCCAACCCGAAAGCAACGAUGAAGGCAACGAAGCAGCCGCCCGAUAUCAUCAUGAGGGACAGUGGGGCUAUGGACGUCGAGUCCGAGGACGAGUUGGGCAACGCCGACUACACCCCUCACCUCUUUUCACCUCGCUCUACUCCACCUCGCUUGACCAGCGCGGCAUUCAAGAAACCUCUCGCAUCAACACCCAUCAUCAUCCUCCUCCUCUGUUUCCAUUACCAUCCAAGUCCGCGUCCGCGUCCGAAAAUCAAGGGCAUGGCCGAUUUACUUUUUGCCGAGAAGCGCGUUCAGAUCGUGCCCAAGCUUCCCGACCAUGACAUCCCUCAAGACGUUACUGAGCUAUGUGAGCGCCUCGUCGACAUCAGCGACGGCUGCGGCGUCGUCCCCGCGUCUAUUGCUACCGAAGUGCACAGCCGCGUCCGGCAAAUCAACCCAUCGCACAAGCUUAGGCCACACCAUCUAACAUCCCCCAACGACGAUGCAACGAAUUCGAGUCCACAAACUUUGGAAUCGCUCAUGGGCGAACUCUGGGUUCUUUCAAAGGUCGCCAGGGAGACCAUAGCCGCCAAUGUUUACACAUACUCGGAAGCGCACUGGAACGCACGUAUCCACGCCCCAUUGCUCGAGGCCGGUAUCGAGAUUGACGUGAACCAAGACGGGACAAUCCAGCAAGACGUCCGAUACAUCGACGCCACCAGAGCCGGCAUCUCUAGCCUCUACGUGCCGAGGCACACUGACGGCGAUAGUCUGGCUGGUAAAAUGGUCGACUACUGCAUAGUCCUCAACGACCCUCACGUUCAAGAAGCGGCACGUGCUGCUCUCCUCGCCGCUCAGGCCCAGGAGGCCCCUCUAUCGUCAGCAGCAUCAUCGAGCGCUUCUUCGGCAACCUCUAGAGGUAGCAGACGGGGCGCAGGCGGUGCCAAUGCCAGGUCGAUGGCAAGCGCAAGUGUUGCGGAAACGGCGGCAGCGGCGCGAUCCAUCAAUCACACCGGAUACCCUCCCCUCAGAUUGAGUCCCAUCGCCGUCAGCAUCGAGACUAAGCAGCCCGAAGGCUCCGACGAUGAGGCAAAGGCACAGCUAUCCGUCUGGGUCGCUUCCCAUUUCCUCCGCCUACACAAGCUGGCACGCAGUCCCGCGCCCAUCGGCCUCACGCUGCCUCUCCUGCACGUCUCUGGCCGCGUCUGGCACGUCUAUCUGGCCGUCGAAAGGGCUGAUGGUAUUGACCUUUUCGAGUGGGUGGCAGUCGAAGGCACCGAAACGCUCAUCGGCUGCUACAAAGUGCUAUCGUUGCUUCGCGCCCUGCGCUCGUGGGCUCUCAAGUCGUUCCGGCCGAGGUUCUUAAACCUCCUUGGCUCGUCCGUCGCACCCUGA
Colletotrichum abscissum is the source of this 1698-nucleotide messenger RNA. RefSeq lists its product as uncharacterized. The record is from RefSeq and is a predicted model, not a curated record. The transcript has 3 exons. Lineage: Eukaryota; Fungi; Ascomycota; Sordariomycetes; Glomerellales; Glomerellaceae. Bases 1 to 1698 code for a protein of 565 amino acids.